AUGGCCUAUCUACGAGAGGAUUUCACGAGCCGGGAGCAGCGCGAUCUCAUGAGCGUGAGCAGCGAUGUGCUGUUUGCAGAUCCUCUUGGAGUCCGAGAAGGCCCUGGAGACCGCAAGCCUUCUCACAUGGACUACGGAGGCAUCACGCAACCAGGCCCACUGCACGCGUCUAGAGGGGGCCUGGACUCUGAGUUUGUGUACUCAGACCGCUAUGGGUACAAUGGUGGUGGUCUCAAGGGAGGCGGUGCAGGCUAUCGGCGGCACCUCGACGAGGAAGAGUACACGCCAAAGGAGUACAGGGCCUCUCAGUAUGCCGUGCCUAGGGACGAAGUGCUAGAGCCUGAGGACUAUGGCGUUCAACUUCAGGAGACCCUGGGCCAUUUCGGCUCCUACUUGUGGAGCUUCGUCGCCGGGGGUCGCCAGUGCUGCUCCAUGCGGGAUCGAAAUCGCAAGGAGGAUGUGGAGGCCCUCGCUUGCCAGGGCGACGUGCUCGGGGAAUCGGGCUUGUCAAAAAACAGUCGCGGCUUCGUCUUAGCGUUGCAUGCUUUUUCCUUUAGUCCUAGAGGGGUGGUUCAGGUGCUGACUUGUGUGCUUGUGACGCUUGUGUGUGUCUGUGCUGAUCAUCGGAUUGUCGAUGCCAGGUAA
This is a messenger RNA of Symbiodinium necroappetens, 645 nucleotides long. NCBI's taxonomy places the organism in Eukaryota, Dinophyceae, Suessiales, Symbiodiniaceae. The record is from the annotation of a GenBank genome assembly.